CGGACGCGAUCGAACCUCCAACUUAGGCACAUAUAUGUACAUAUAAUAUAACGUAUAUUGUGCAAGUCGCACGCGACUAUAUAGAUGCCAGUGUGUUGGUUAAUUAUACAUAACUACAAAGUGAACUACAGAUGUGUGUAUAAAUCAAUGUCCGCUCUUAACAGGCGGCUGCAGUGCCAAUAACAAAUUAAAAUAAAAUAUACUAGUAUACCUAAGCAACUACGGCGUUUGCUGGGGCAACUUUUGUUUUUGUAUUCCAUUUUUUCACCAUUUUUGGCGCGCCUUUUGUGAGUGAACCGCGCGCGCGAUAAGUCAGACAAACAAACAAACAAAAAAACAAGAGAAUCAUAAAAAACAAAUUUAAUCAAUUACACGUGCCGACAAAACAAAGAGAUAAUUUGAUUAUUGUCUCGACAAGUGCAUUCGGAUCAAAACACAAAAUUCAAUCAUAAAGUAAAAGAUUUUUUUGCAGCUUACCAUUCCUUAAAAGGCAAUCAACUGUGUAAUCCAAUGACUGAGGAGGAGGAUUUCGUCGCUUUACAGGAAAUUAUCAAUGCCAGCAUGGAGUUGAACGGUGGCGCCACCGGAGGAGGCAGAGUGGGCGGAGCUGGAGGUGGGGGCGCGGUCGGUGGCGCGGUCGGUGGCGCAGUCGGUGGCGGGCAACAGCACAUAUUAUCGCAGUCGACUUCUUUGCCGGUAAUGCCGUCGCACCUGCCACUCCACCUGCAGAACCAAAGCCAAACCAAGAACCUGAAUCCGAAUCAGCCGAGGCCAAGUGCCAAGACUGAACCCCACUUGCGUAUCGUGGAGGAGCCGACGAACAAUAUAAUCCGCUUUCGCUACAAGUGCGAGGGUCGCACCGCCGGCUCGAUUCCGGGCAUGAACUCCAGUCCGGAAAAUGGCAAGACCUUCCCCACCGUCGAGGUGUGUAACUAUGACGGGCCCGUCACCAUCGUGGUGUCCUGCGUGACCAGCGAGAAGCCCUAUCGCCAGCAUCCCCACUGGCUGGUCAGCAAGGAGGAGGCGGAUGCCUGCAAGUCGGGCUAUUACCGCAAGCAUCUGAAGCCCGGGGAGCGACGGCUGGUGCUCCAGAAAGUGGGCAUCCAGUGCGCCAAGAAGCUGGAGAUGCGCGACUCCCUGGUGGAGCGGGAACGGAAGAACAUCGAUCCCUUUGGCGCCAAAUUCGAUCACAAGGAUCAGGUCGACAAGAUCAAUCGGUAUGAGUUGCGCCUCUGCUACCAGGCCCUCUUCAAAGUGGGCGAAACCUGGAUGGCCUUUGAACCCAUCGUAUCCUCCCCGAUUUACGGCAAGAGCAACGAGCUGACCAUCACCCGGCUGUGCAGCUGCUCCGCCCAGGUGACCGGCGGCAAUGAGAUCAUGAUGCUGUGCGAGAAGAUCGCCAAGGACGACAUCGAGGUGCGGUUCUACGAGACGGACAGGGACGGACGGGAGACGUGGUUCGCCAACGCCGAGUUCCAGCCCACGGACGUAUUCAAGCAGAUGGCCAUCACCUUCAAGACUCCGCGCUACAAGAACACCGAAAUCACGCAUAGUGUCAAUGUGGAGCUGAAGCUGGUGCGACCCUCAGAUGGAGCGACGAGUGCCCCGCUGCCGUUCGAGUUCUACCCGAAUCCAGGUACGGUAUCCUUUGCCCGGCUGCAGCGAAGGCUGAAGCGCCGUCAGGAGCUGGACGUGUUCCAGCAGAUCCUUUCUCUCGACAGCGAAACCACGGCCACGAAAUACUCGUGCCCACCGAUGGAAUUGGAGGAGGACAACAAUACGGUUUCGUCCGACGAUCAGCAGAGUUCCGGAACUCUUAAUGAAUUUGAGAUAGCGGUGAAGAAGAUGCAGAUGCGUCAACGGGGUGAAUCACACGAAAUGGAUGGUGGCACCGUCACUGAGUACACGGAUAACGAUAACGAACCGGACAUGGAAAUUGAGCUGGAGGUGCCGCAACUGUUGCCCCAACUGGCGGACGACUGCACCCAGACGUCCACGCCCAUGGAUGAGAUCCUGCAGCAUCCGCAGCUGCAAUCGCGACCUCUAACCAAUGUGGACAAAAUCACCGAGUGGAUGAAGAGCAGCGAGUUUGAGCGAACGGAUAGCCUGACGGUUGAGAAUGGGGAUACCCAAUCCCUAUCGAAUAGCACGGCCCAAACAGCCUUUACCAAUGUCAGCAGUUUGACUGCCAAUACGACCAUAACGAACCAGUUGGAGGAGGAGGCCCACGCACAUUUGGCCAAUGGUUCUCGCAGGGAUACCCUCGAGAAUCCCGCCGUGAAAGAGCUGCCGGAUAACGAAAAGGAACCGGAAAUGGCCUCAGCCAGUGCCCAGGCCUCCGUGGACUUGGAUGAGAACUUCGAUGAGACGGCCACGUAUACGAGCCUGCAGAUAGCUUUCAAUAAUCCCAUCAAAAUAGGGUUACCCAAAGAGAACAAACAGGGUGUCCAGAUUUAUCCACCCACAAAUCCGUUUGGUCAGUUAGAUGAUGCCGAGCUGGUGGUUCUAACGAAUCCGCCAGCUCCGCGUAUAAAAGUAAAUGCUGUCCAAACACCAGCCACGCCCCCCCAUUCACCGCCCCUGCCGCUGCCACCACGAACUCCUUCACCCGUUUCGGACCAAAGAUUACCUCCCUUGCCACCGAAACCGCAUCGAAACUCCCAGGACUUGAGCAUUGUCAGUGAUUCGAUCUCUGUUAGCCGCUCGAGAAAUGGCAGUCUUAGUUCCAAUAGAACCACACCAUCGCCAAUCAUUAUAAUGCGGACCCCCGAUCAAAGUCCCACCAAAAGGCAACCCACGCCAAGUGGUUCGCCCAAGAAGCGUCAGGGAUUCUUCUCGAGAUUCUUCUCGCGCCGAAAGAGCAGGGCGGACGAUGAGGAAUCCCUCACACCGGGUGGCAGUCCGAAUAAACAGUUAACUGGUGGAUCCAAGGCCACCACACCCACUGGCAGUCGGGAGCCCAGUGUGGCGCACUUUUCUCUAGGGGAUCCCAAUCGCAGCUCCACGCGGUCCAUGCAACCGCUGGGAAAAGGCGAGGGUAGAAACGGCAAGCCAGUCGGUCGAAGUUCAAGUAGUGUGUCAGGAAAAAGACCCGCCCACCUGGAUGCGGAUGUGAUUCACAUACCGCUGAAAGGAGGCGAUAGCGAGAACAGUUUGCUCCGGCCGGAGAGCUACUCGAAUGCCAGCACCCUUAGUUAUGGACGACCGCUGGAUAGGAAGACCCUGAGCACUCUGCAGCUGGCGGAUAUUCCGAUAAGUGAUGGCAACAUGGAGUUGAUAGCCAUUGCCGACAGGCAGAGCAUCAAGAAUCUGUGCGAGGGAGCCUACGGUGUGGUGCUGGAUCCCAGUGUGGAUCUCUCCGAGGCAGAGCAUUUUGCGCUGUACACCAGUAAAAGUCCGGAGCCACCGUUUGGCGGGGAGUUCGGCGAAGGUGGGGCAGCAGGUGGAGCGGCAACGGGCGGCGUGGAUGCAACGGAUUUCCUCAGUGCGGAUGAAAUAGCUCGGCGGCUGGCGGAGGCCAAUGGCUUGGAGUAGGGAUGGGGGAGAUGAAAUUGUUACGUGUAACUGAUUUGAUUGUGAAAAAGUUAUUUUUACUAAUUUAAAAACAUUUAUCUAUGAAAACGAAUAGCCGCCAUAAUACAGGGUAUCACAAAGGUUUCCUUUUAAAAACGAAAAUGUAUUUAUCAAAACAAAGGAGUCGGAAUCUCCAAUUUUUUAAAGAUGAAUGAUUAAUGAGGCCUAUUGCUUCAUACAAAGAUACCAUUUAUUUUCCAAUAAUAUCUUUUUUAAACGUUUCACAAUCAAAAUCAAAUCAGUUAUCCGAAACCUUAGCAUUAGUUAGUCCAAAACACAACUGCACACCUACAAAAAUAUCUUUUCUAGUCGUCUUCUCUUUCAGUAUUAAUUUUAAAUAUGUCAUAAUGCUUACAAAAACUUUCUAGAUAAGAAUACUCUGAGUACACUCACCGAAAUCGAAUAUAAGCAUUUCUAAUCACCCAAAAAUCCGAAUAUCUUUGUAGAACUCCUCUCAAAGCACAAUCGUCUGGAGACCCAAAAAGCGGUUGAAAGCCUAAAGCGCAGUCUCAUGAACACCGAUUUCUAUCCAUCCAAGCAGGUCAAAACGUCCAGUAAGUUC
This is a messenger RNA of Drosophila rhopaloa, 4135 nucleotides long. It is a transcript of the gene Dif, whose product is annotated as dorsal-related immunity factor Dif. Gene Ontology annotation, biological process: canonical NF-kappaB signal transduction; response to cytokine; cellular response to stress. The transcript has 5 exons. Lineage: Eukaryota; Metazoa; Arthropoda; Insecta; Diptera; Drosophilidae. The record is from RefSeq and is a predicted model, not a curated record. The coding region runs from base 511 to 3534 and encodes 1007 amino acids. Gene Ontology annotation, cellular component: nucleus; cytoplasm. Gene Ontology annotation, molecular function: DNA binding; DNA-binding transcription factor activity.